Molecule: messenger RNA, 1352 nt
Organism: Pelecanus crispus (Dalmatian pelican)
Lineage: Eukaryota; Metazoa; Chordata; Aves; Pelecaniformes; Pelecanidae
Source: RefSeq, a predicted model, not a curated record
AUAUCAAAGAGCACGUGAAGCAGCUGGAGAAAGCCGUGUCGGGGAAGGAGCCGCGCUACGUCCUGCGCUUCUUCACCUCCAACAGCACCAUGCGGGAUUUCCUCCUCGGCUUCCUGGAGGAGUCCAUGGACACGGAAGCCGAGCUGCAAUUUCGCCCCCGGACAGGGAAGGCGGCCUCAGCCCCUCUCUUGCCAGAAGUGGAGACCUACCUCCAACUGCUUCUCGUCAUCUACUUGAUGAACAGCAAGCGAUACCCAGAGGCUCAGAAAGUGUCCGACGACCUGAUGCAGAAGAUCAGUUCCCAAAACCGCCGCGCCCUUGACCUGGUGGUGGCCAAAUGUUAUUACUACCACUCCCGCAUCUACGAAUUCCUGAAUAAACUCGACGUGGUCAGGAGCUUCCUGCAUGCCCGGCUACGGACGGCCACGCUGCGCCAUGAUGCAGAUGGGCAGGCCACCCUCCUGAACCUGCUGCUGAGGAACUAUCUCCACUACAACCUCUAUGACCAAGCAGAAAAACUCGUCUCCAAGUCCGUGUUUCCCGAGCAGGCCAACAACAACGAGUGGGCUCGGUACCUCUAUUACACAGGGCGCAUCAAGGCCAUCCAGCUGGAGUACUCGGAGGCACGGAGGACCAUGACAAACGCCCUGCGGAAGGCACCGCAGCACACGGCUGUCGGCUUCAAGCAGACGGUGCACAAGCUGCUCAUUGUGGUGGAACUGUUGCUCGGGGAGAUCCCGGACAGGCUCCAGUUCAGACAACCCUCUCUCAAGCGGUCGCUCAUGCCCUACUUCCUCCUGACUCAGGCCGUCAGGACCGGGAACCUGGCCAAGUUCAACCAAGUCCUCGAUCAGUUUGGAGACAAGUUCCAGGCCGAUGGCACUUACACCCUGAUCAUUCGGCUGAGGCACAAUGUCAUCAAGACGGGUGUCCGUAUGAUCAGCCUCUCCUAUUCUCGCAUCUCCCUGGCUGAUAUUGCCCAGAAGCUGCAGCUGGACAGUCCGGAGGAUGCGGAAUUCAUUGUCGCCAAGGCCAUCCGGGACGGUGUGAUAGAAGCCAGCAUUAACCACGAGAAGGGCUACGUCCAGUCAAAGGAAAUGAUCGACAUCUACUCCACCCGGGAGCCCCAGCUGGCGUUUCACCAGCGCAUCUCUUUCUGCCUCGACAUCCACAACAUGUCUGUCAAGGCUAUGAGGUUCCCACCCAAAUCUUACAACAAGGAUUUGGAAUCUGCAGAGGAGCGCCGGGAACGUGAGCAGCAAGACCUGGAGUUCGCAAAAGAGAUGGCAGAGGACGAUGAUGAUGGUUUUCCGUGACCCUCUGGCCUGGCUGUAUUUUUUUAUUUGUCCCUA